Molecule: messenger RNA, 1123 nt
Organism: Merops nubicus (carmine bee-eater)
Lineage: Eukaryota; Metazoa; Chordata; Aves; Coraciiformes; Meropidae
Gene: SORD
Product: sorbitol dehydrogenase
Exons: 8
Biological process (GO): D-sorbitol catabolic process
Molecular function (GO): L-iditol 2-dehydrogenase (NAD+) activity; zinc ion binding
Source: RefSeq, a predicted model, not a curated record
GAAAACCGUCCAAUCCCGGAACCAGGUCCCAAUGAGGUCCUCCUGCGGAUGCAUUCCGUUGGGAUCUGUGGGUCUGAUGUUCACUACUGGCAGAACGGUCGAAUUGGAGAUUUUGUUGUGAAGAACCCCAUGGUGUUGGGGCAUGAAGCUUCCGGGACUGUCGUCAAAGUGGGAUCAGGGGUGACUCAUCUGAAACCAGGUGAUCGAGUGGCCAUCGAGCCUGGAGUCCCAAGAGAAAUGGAUGAGUUCUGCAAAACCGGCCGCUACAACCUGUCUCCCACUAUUUUCUUCUGCGCAACGCCUCCCGAUGACGGGAACUUGUGCCGCUACUACAAGCACAGUGCCAGCUACUGCUACAAGCUUCCAGAUAAUGUCACCUUUGAAGAAGGAGCCCUUAUUGAGCCACUUUCAGUGGGAAUCCAUGCCUGCAGAAGAGCAGGAGUCACUCUGGGAAGCAAAGUCUUCGUGUCUGGCUCUGGACCAAUCGGGCUCGUUAAUGUGCUGGUCGCUAAGAUGAUGGGUGCGGCGGCAGUGGUAGUUACUGAUUUAUCUGCUGCUCGCCUGCAAAAAGCCAAGGAGGUGGGAGCAGAUUUCACCAUUCAGGUGAAGAACGAGACCCCACAGGAGGUGGCCUCCAAAGUGGAGAGCCUCCUUGGCUGCAUGCCCGAGAUAACUGUCGAGUGUACAGGAGUGCAGGCCUGCAUCCAGGCUGGCAUUUAUGCCACUCGUUCUGGUGGGACCUUGGUGCUGGUGGGACUGGGAGCUGAGAUGGUCACUGUGCCCAUCGUGAAUGCUGCUGUGCGGGAAGUGGAUAUCAGAGGGAUCUUCCGCUACUGCAACACGUGGCCUGUGGCAAUUGCUCUGCUUGCAUCCAAGCGGAUCAACGUCAAGCCCUUGGUUACGCACCGCUUCCCCCUGGAAAAGGCUCUUGAGGCUUUUGAGACCACCAAGAGGGGUGAGGGGGUCAAAGUCAUGCUGAAGUGUGACCCCACUGACCACAACCCUUGAGAUGCCGUGGUGCCCGGCCCUUUCCCCAUUACUCCACCUGCCUUGUACUAGAGCUAGAAAAUGAAAAGAUAAUGAGGGUGAAUGGCUCUGAGGGACACACCAUUAGAGCGUUGAC